Messenger RNA from Chiroxiphia lanceolata (lance-tailed manakin), 3807 nucleotides. RefSeq names its product solute carrier family 38 member 7 (gene SLC38A7). Gene Ontology annotation, biological process: amino acid transmembrane transport. The transcript is spliced from 12 exons. Lineage: Eukaryota; Metazoa; Chordata; Aves; Passeriformes; Pipridae. The coding region runs from base 408 to 1796 and encodes 462 amino acids. The record is from RefSeq and is a predicted model, not a curated record. Gene Ontology annotation, molecular function: L-alanine transmembrane transporter activity; L-serine transmembrane transporter activity; L-glutamate transmembrane transporter activity.
GGCACCGGGGCCGAGCGGAGCGGGUCCGCUCCCACCGCCCGGAUCACGUGCACAGUGGCUCUUGCAGAGCUUGCAGGAAUUGGGGUUGGAAAUCAGGAAGCCGUGACGCUGGGUCUCGUGCCCACAGAAAGGCAAGUCCUGCUGUGAGGCUGCAGCUCCCCAGCCCCAGAGGUGGGGCUCAGUCCCCCAUCCGGCAGCAGCAGUGUCCUCUCCCUGGAUCUGGGGCACGAGAGGAGCAGGGAAGUGCCUGACCCCCGUGUUGCUGCAUCCCAGCCUGCCUGUUUGCUGCCCUCCCUGCCUGAUGGAGCCAGUGCUGGCAGAGGACCCUCCUCGAGGUGACGGGCUGAGCCUGGUGCAGGACCACUAGUGGGACGUGGACAGUGGCGUGUGGCACCCUAGGAAGGACGAUGGCUCAGGGCACCGGGAGCAUCAACAGCGACUACAAGGACUGGGAGUGGAGCGACAAUGCUGGGGAACGGGCCAGGCUCCUGCAGAGCCCCAGCGUGGAGACGGUGCCCAAGAGCGCAGAGAGCCAAGGGAACGGUCUGGGGGCCACGUCGGCUCUGGGGGCUGUCUUCAUCGUGGUCAACGCUGCCCUCGGCGCUGGGCUGCUCAACUUCCCUGCUGCCUUCAGCAUGGCCGGCGGCGUGGCUGCCGGCGUCACCCUGCAGAUGUGCAUGUUGAUCUUCAUCAUCGGAGGUCUGGUCAUUCUGGCAUACUGCUCUCAGGCCAGCAACGAGCGGACCUACCAGGAGGUUGUGUGGGCUGUCUGUGGGAAGGUGCCUGGUGUGCUCUGCGAGGUGGCCAUCGCCGUCUACACCUUCGGCACCUGCAUCGCCUUCCUCAUCAUCAUCGGAGACCAGGAGGACAAGAUCAUUGCUGCUCUGGUGAAGGAGCCCGAGGAAGCUGGGAGCAGCCCCUGGUACACAGACCGCAAGUUCACCAUCAGCAUCACCGCCUUCCUCCUCAUCCUGCCCCUCUCCAUCCCCAAGGAGAUCGGCUUCCAAAAAUAUGCCAGCUCCCUCAGCGUGAUCGGCACCUGGUACGUCACGGCCGUCAUUAUCAUCAAGUACAUCUGGCCUGACAAGGAGCUGGUGCCUGUGGAGAUCCCCACCAGCCCCUCCACCUGGACAGCUGUCUUCAAUGCCAUGCCCACCAUCUGCUUUGGGUUCCAGUGCCACAUGAGCAGCGUGCCCGUGUUUAACAGCAUGAAGCAGCCAGAGGUGAAGACCUGGGGGGCAGUGGUGACGGUAGCCAUGGUGAUCGCUCUCUUUGUCUACACGGGCACUGGUGUCUGUGGCUUCUUAACCUUUGGAGCUGGGGUGGACCAGGACGUGUUGAUGUCCUACCCCUCCAAUGACAUCCCUGUUGCCCUGGCCCGGGCCUUCAUCAUCCUCUGCGUGCUGACAUCCUACCCCAUCCUGCACUUCUGUGGCCGGGCUGUCUUGGAGGGUCUCUGGCUCCGCUACACCGGGGUGACGGUGGAAGAGGACGUGGUUCGGGAGCGGAGGAGGCGCCUGCUUCAGACCAUCAGCUGGUUCCUCCUGACCCUCCUCCUGGCUCUCUUCAUCCCUGACAUCGGCAAAGUCAUCUCUGUCAUUGGGGGCUUGGCCGCCUGCUUCAUCUUUGUCUUCCCAGGGCUCUGUCUGAUUCAAGCCAAGCUCUCCGAGAUCCAAGAAACCAGGGCAAUCAGCUGGUGGGCCCAGGUCAGCUACGGGGUGUUCAUGGUCACCCUCGGAGCCUUCAUCUUCGGACAGACCACUGCCAACGCCAUCUUCCUGGAUCUCACUGCCUGACUUCUCCAGGCUGGACUGCACUGCUGCUGCUGAGGGGACGCAGAUUCCCCCUAGGACCAAAGGGAAGUGGGAAGAAAGCACGUUGGCAUGUUGGGAAGAUCCAAGAGGAGCAUUGUAACUUGGGGCUUGGCUGAACAAGCCCUGUGGUGGUUCGUAUUUCAUUGUCUUAAGGCACCAGGCAGUCAGGUUUCUCUCAGCCCUGGCUCCCUGGUGAAGCCAGAGCAACACUACAAGGGGACCUGUAGUCCAGGGCAAGCCCUUUCUGUCCCUCAGGGUGGACAUCACUCUGUCAGGCAUCACUAAGGGGUCGUGGUUGGGGUCUGUGAAGCCGAGCUGCUCUCAUCCAUGUACCCCCGUGCUGGUGGAGCUCCUCUCCACAGCUCAAACUCCUUCUUCUCCCAACUUUGGAGGGAGAAAGAGUGUUUUGCAUAAAGGGAAUUAGUAAUCAUGUUUACCAGACAGGGUGACACCCCCGUAGUCAUCUUCUGUGUCAAUGUUUGGUUUGAACUCUGCUUUCCUGUGGCUCAGCUCACUGGUCUCCUGCCCCUCUGCCUGGGCUGCACUUCCUGCUACAAAGGGGGACUGUUGCCUUCAGCCUGAUUUUUUGGGGGGUGGGGGGAUGGGAUCAGGAUGACCCUGGGGUAGGGAUGCACCAAUGCAGUGUUUUCCCUGCAAGAGGUUGAUCACUCAGUAGAGAAGCUGCAGUGACUGCAUCGAGCUACUGAAGGCACUACACUAGAGCAAAGCUCUUCUCCGGAUUUCCAAUCCUGUUCUUCCAGGUGUCCAGGGAAUGGGACUGGGCCAGGUGUAGGUUUUAAGGGAUGCUUUGGAGAUAAAGCAGUCAGUAUUAAUCUGUUUUAUAUUGUCCCCUUGGUCAUUUACACUCCCUGUGGCUGGUGUUGCUCUGGGCUGUCCCUCUGCUGCCUGGAUGAUUGUUUCAUUCCUGCUUUUGCUGGGUUAAGGAGCUCCCCCAGCUGCACAUUUGGUUGGGGGAGUUAAACCUCAACAGCAAACGGUUCUGGUUAUGUCUCUGAGUUUCUUUUGACCUUGUUUGGCUACUAAACUCCUGGGAGAGGGAGGAAUUCACGUGUCCCUAUUGCUGCAGCUGUGAGGAGGGUCCAGCCAUCCUUGUGCAAAACCUUGCCCUUCCUCUCCAGCAUCUUUCUGGAAGCAGCCCAGGCUGUCAUGGGGGGAACCCCAGUGAGCCAUGGCAUGUGCUCCUGCACUUCUCACCAUGGCUCUCUCCCUCUGCAACCAGAGGCUGCAGGUGGGAUGACAGCAUUUGGGUUCUUCCCCAUGUGGAAACUUUUGGUUUUUCCUUAUUAACACUCUCUGUGUGUAAAUGGGGAUCUCCCCAUCUCUGCUCAGGAUAGGACAGGGAGAUCCAGAUGGGGAAGGAGGAAGAAAAGCCCCAAGCACAGCAGGAAUGUUUGAGGAACGCUGUGAGGGAACAGGUCCCUCCUUCCAAGGGACCUCCAGCCCCCGUGCCCUCAACUUUUGACAAAACCAGGCUCCAGCAAAACCCCCACUGGUAUGGCACCAGCUGCCUCCCAGGCCCCUUCCACCAGCAGGUGCUGGGGCUUGGGGGACCCUUUGGCAUAAAGAAGAUGUGCACUCCUCCUGGAUGUGGGGAGCACAAAGCCACCUCCCACGGCGCACAGCAGAGGUGCUGGAGGCUCAGCAGGUGCCAACCACAAAAUGCCCUCCAGUGCCUGUCCCCCACCAAGACAGGGAGGGGUUUGGUACCCGCUGGGUCUUGUGGCCUUGGCUUUUCCAAAGGUGUGCCGGGCACGAGGAGGUCCCACGGCCGGAGUGGAGGAGGACAUGGUGUCCCACAUCUUUGUUGUCACCCACGGCUGAGGGCAGGGCAGGUCCGGAGGUGCUGUGGCUGUUCCUGUUUGCCUUACUGCUCCCCUGACUGUUUACAAACACCGGCCUUUUAACGUGUGUUUUAUACGUGCAGAAAGCGGAGGGGCUUGGACUCAAUAAAAGUGAUGUUGUGGUGCGUGCG